AUGGACAUAAUGGACGUGGACGAAACUUCUGCACCCAGAGAGGGGAAGCCCGUUUUGGUGAUAUUGGUGGGAGCACCGGGAAGCGGGAAAUCCACCUUCGGCGAAGAAGUAAUGCGUUCCUCUACUCGCCCUUGGGUUCGCGUUUGCCAGGACACUAUUGGAAAUGGUAAAGCAGGAACUAAAGCUCAGUGCCUGAGUAGUGCAACUAGUGCAUUGAAGGAUGGGAAGAGUGUAUUUAUUGAUCGGUGCAAUCUUGACAGAGAACAGCGGUCAGAAUUUAUAAAGCUUGGUGGUGGACCCCAAAUAGAUGUUCAUGCAGUUGUACUUGAUCUUCCUGCUAAGCUUUGUAUUUCUCGAUCAGUCAAACGAACUGGGCAUGAAGGAAAUUUGCAGGGUGGGAAAGCUGCUGCAGUUGUGAAUAGAAUGCUUCAACAUAAAGAGCUUCCCAAAUUGAGUGAAGGCUUUAACCGGAUAACAUUCUGUCAGAAUGUGGAUGAUGUAAAAAAUGCUAUUAGCACGUACAGCACACUAGGGCCACUGGAUAGUCUUCCACAUGGCUGCUUUGGCCAAAAGAAUCCAGAUUCCAAAAUUCAAGUUGGUAUAAUGAAGUUCCUAAAAAAAGCAGAGGUCCCACUUGCUGCUGCAUCUACGAAGAGUGACAUUGAAGAGCCUACUUCCCAGACUCCAGGGAAAAAUAAUUCCUACUGCAAAGAAAAGGAAACACUUGCCUCAAUUCCAGAGAAUGCCAACUUAGAGACGAAGGAAGUAGAAGGCCAAGCAGUUGGCUCUGCAGGUUCUCAUGACAAUCAAGUUUGUCUGAAUGAUAUCCCCACUCUGGCAUUUCCAUCUAUUUCAACGUCUGAUUUUCAAUUCAACCUUGAGAAGGCAGCGGAUAUUAUUGUUGCGAAGGUUGCAGAGUUCUCUAGUAAGUUUAGCAAUGCCAGACUUGUUCUUGUUGACUUGUCUCAUAAGUCAAAGAUUCUGUCCUUAGUUAAAGCAAAAGUCGCAGAAAAAAACAUCGACACCCAAAAGUUCUUUACCCAUGUUGGGGACAUUACUCAUCUUUAUUCCAGGGGAGGUUUGCGAUGUAAUGCCAUUGCUAAUGCUGCCAACUGGAGGUUGAAGCCUGGAGGUGGAGGUGUUAAUGCAGCAAUUUUUAAUGCUGCAGGUCCUGAACUGGAGUCUGCAACAAAAGAAAAAGUAAAAUCUCUUUCACCUGGGAAUGCUGCUGUUGUCCCUAUACCCUCUUCUUCUCAUUUGUUCACCAGAGAGGGUGUAACCCAUGUAAUACAUGUUCUUGGACCUAAUAUGAACCCACAGAGACCAAAUUGUCUAAAUAACGAUUAUAACAAAGGCUGCAAAAUUCUCCAAGAUGCUUAUACUUCACUUUUUGAAGGUUUUGCAUCUAUUAUGAAGAACCAGCCAGGGCAACAAGUGGGAAGAAGCGAAAAGCUUGAAAGGAAGUCUUUGGACGUGCCAGUUCGGUCUGAUUAUUCUUCCAGAAAAUAUUUCACAAAUACUGAUCAAAAGAGUAAGAGAGAUGAUGAUCAUGGAUCAGAGAAAAGCAAGAAAUACAAAGGAACUCAGGAUGGCUUAGGAUUGACCUUUCCUGAUUCUAAGGAUGAAAAGGUAGAUUCAGAGCAUAGAAGAACUGAGAGGAGCAUGAGUAAGGCUUGGGGAUCAUGGGCUCAAGCUCUUCACCAAAUAGCUAUGCAUCCCGAAAAGCAUAAGGGUGACUUGCUUGAAAUUUCUGAAGAUGUUGUUGUAUUGAAUGAUAUGUAUCCCAAGGCACGGAAGCAUGUUCUGGUGUUGGCCCGAACUGGGGGUCUUGACUGCCUUGCCGAUGUCCAAAAGGAGCACACUCAGCUAUUGAACAAGAUGCAUGAUGUGGGUUUAAAGUGGGCUGAUAAGUUCUUGAACGAGAAUGCUUCUCUGGUAUUUCGUCUUGGAUAUCAUUCGGCACCAUCGAUGCGGCAACUACAUUUACAUGUUAUUAGCCAGGACUUCGAAUCAACACAUUUAAAGAAUAAGAAGCACUGGAACUCGUUUAACACCGCUUUCUUCCGUGACUCAGUAGAUGUAAUGGAUGAGAUCUCUAGUGUUGGGAAGGCAGCAUUGAAAGAUGAUGACAAGCUACUGUCUAUGGAGUUGAGGUGCCACAGAUGUAGAAGUGCACAUCCUAACAUACCCCGCUUAAAAUCUCACAUUGGAAGCUGCCAAUCCCCCUACCCUACUCACCUACUUCAGAAUGGACGUUUGGUGCCUGCACCGGGGGAACCUCGCAACAGUGUCCAGUAG
This is a messenger RNA of Sphenostylis stenocarpa, 2298 nucleotides long. The record is from the annotation of a GenBank genome assembly. Lineage: Eukaryota; Viridiplantae; Streptophyta; Magnoliopsida; Fabales; Fabaceae.